AGAUUAUACGAUGACAGUAGAAGUUAUAUAACACAUAAUACUAUAGAAGAUAACCUUUUAUUUUUUGAGAUUCAAGAAGAGUUAUUGGGCAAAGUAGAUGAAGUUAAAGAAAAGUUACGUAAAAAACAUGGCAUAUUGAACAAAAUAGUUUCACCAUUUAAAAGUCUUGAUGAAAAGGAAAUAUAUCUCGUAAUUGGAUUAAAACUAUUAUAUGAUUUAACUAUUGAAUUGGAAUGUGCAAGAAGUAGAUUUAAGCUUUUGAAUCCAGAAUUUGUUAAAGAUAUAUCAGACUUUUGGGGAAAACUUACUUAUGAACUGCAACUAAGCAAGGAAUUAGUAAAUAUUUUUAAGGAAAGUGAAUGUGAAUUAUAUAUAAAGGAAUCUUGCCAUCAUUGUAUUGUAGAAAAUCUGUCAAAAAUAGGUUGUUUAAUUAAUGAUUUUGUUAGAAAUAUUACAGCCAAAAAGAUUGCAAAGAACGAACAAUUUUUUAAAUGA
Dentiscutata heterogama is the source of this 495-nucleotide messenger RNA. The record is from the annotation of a GenBank genome assembly. NCBI's taxonomy places the organism in Eukaryota, Fungi, Glomeromycota, Glomeromycetes, Diversisporales, Gigasporaceae.